GCUGGAUGAGCCCAUUUCUGAAGUGCGGAGGGGCCGGGCUUCUUAGGCUGUGGGCGGAGCCUGGGCCUGGGAGAGGAACAGGGCCCUGGAGCACCUGGUUUCGGGGACAGUAGGGUUGGUGGGAUUUGCGAUGAUAUUGCCACCUACCUCUUACAUCUUUUAGUGCGUCUGUCUGCUAUCAGUUAUGCCGCUGCCCGUUGCGCUGCAGACCCGCUUGGCCAAGAGAGGCAUCCUCAAACAUCUGGAGCCUGAACCAGAGGAAGAGAUCAUUGCCGAGGACUAUGACGAUGAUCCUGUGGACUACGAGGCCACCAGGUUGGAGGGCCUACCACCAAGCUGGUACAAGGUGUUCGACCCUUCCUGCGGGCUCCCUUACUACUGGAAUGCAGACACAGAUCUUGUAUCCUGGCUCUCCCCACAUGACCCCAACUCCGUGGUUACCAAAUCGGCCAAGAAGCUCAGAAGCAGUAAUGCAGAUGCUGAAGAAAAGUUGGACCGGAGCCAUGACAAGUCGGACAGGGGCCAUGACAAGUCGGACCGCAGCCAUGAGAAACUAGACAGGGGCCACGACAAGUCAGACCGGGGCCACGACAAGUCUGACAGGGAUCGAGAGCGUGGCUAUGACAAGGUAGACAGAGAGAGAGAGCGAGACAGGGAACGGGAUCGGGACCGCGGGUAUGACAAGGCAGACCGGGAAGAGGGCAAAGAACGGCGCCACCAUCGCCGGGAGGAGCUGGCUCCCUACCCCAAGAGCAAGAAGGCAGUAAGCCGAAAGGAUGAAGAGUUAGACCCCAUGGACCCUAGCUCAUACUCAGACGCCCCCCGGGGCACGUGGUCAACAGGACUCCCCAAGCGGAAUGAGGCCAAGACUGGCGCUGACACCACAGCAGCUGGGCCUCUCUUCCAGCAGCGGCCGUAUCCAUCCCCAGGGGCUGUGCUUCGGGCCAAUGCAGAGGCCUCCCGAACCAAGCAGCAGGAUUGAAGCUUCGGCCUCCCUGGCCCUCGGUUAAAAUAAAAGCUUUCUGGUGAUCCUGCCCACCA
Gorilla gorilla gorilla (western lowland gorilla) is the source of this 1041-nucleotide messenger RNA. It is a transcript of the gene PQBP1, whose product is annotated as polyglutamine binding protein 1. Bases 185 to 982 code for a protein of 265 amino acids. Lineage: Eukaryota; Metazoa; Chordata; Mammalia; Primates; Hominidae. The record is from RefSeq and is a predicted model, not a curated record. Gene Ontology annotation, biological process: alternative mRNA splicing, via spliceosome. The transcript has 7 exons. Gene Ontology annotation, molecular function: ribonucleoprotein complex binding; protein binding. Gene Ontology annotation, cellular component: nuclear body; cytoplasm.